Molecule: messenger RNA, 1860 nt
Organism: Pollicipes pollicipes
Lineage: Eukaryota; Metazoa; Arthropoda; Thecostraca; Pollicipedomorpha; Pollicipedidae
Product: dipeptidase 1
Exons: 13
Coding region: 1-1851 (616 amino acids)
Biological process (GO): proteolysis
Molecular function (GO): nucleic acid binding; metallodipeptidase activity
Source: RefSeq, a predicted model, not a curated record
AUGGUCAAGGGCGGCAUGGCCCAAGUUCAGGUCUCCAGAGACUUGGGCGUCAACGUAGCGGCAAUAAGGCGCUGGCUGGCCUGCGACCGCCCAGGAGAGACGCUCGAAAACCGCACAGGUCGUGGGAGGAGGUCGGCAUUGAGCCGAGUGGCGAAGAUCGUCAUUGCAAAGUUGGCCUUCAAAAGACGCCACUCGACGAGAACCCUGGCGGGAAAACUGACGGCGAAGAAGCACCUGGCCUCCAAGUCGGCCGUCCAAAGGUAUCUGAAGACCAGCCUGGAACUGAAGCCGCUCGACCUCAGGAAGACCCAGGACUGGUACCGCGCCAACUUCGCGGGCUUCUGGGAGAAGGGUACGUGGCCAGGCAACAGCCCCGACAUGUCGCCGAUCGAGAGUCUCUGGGUGAUUGUCAAGAAGAAGCUCAGCAAGAUUUCACCGGCCACUUCAGAGAAGACUCUGUUCCAAAACGUGCCAGUGGCGUGGCAGAGCAGGGAUUCGGCGCCGGCUGCAUUGAAGGCGCUGCUGGGCCCGGACGUGCGGGGCUCUCCAAGUGGCCUGUUUCGAGUAGUGCUUAACGUAUACGAGAGCGGUGCCGGCGCCGACAUCGGCCGGCGGCACUGGUGCGUCGUCUGCAUGAUCCUGGUGGUGGUGGCGACGACGGGCCUCAUCAGCGUGCCGCUGCUGCUGCGGGACAUGGCGCGCGGCUCGCCAGCCCAGCGCCUCCAGCUGGCCAGGCGCAUCCUCACACAAGUGCCUCUCGUCGACGGACAUAACGACUUUCCGUGGAACGCCCGUCGCUUCGUCUACAACAAGCUGCAGAACGUGAACCUCAGCAUGGACCUGCGGCACGUGCGGCCGUGGAACGAGAGCGUCUGGUCGCAUACGGACCUGAUCCGGCUCCGGCAGGGUCAUGUGGGCGCCCAGUUCUGGAGCGUGUACGUACCGUGCGGGGCUCAGUACCUGGACGCUGUACAGAUCGCGCUGGAGCAGAUCGACACCGUGAAGCGGCUGGUGGCUCGGUACCCAUCUUACACGGCGUUAGCCAGCUCGGCGCAGGAUAUUGUGCAGAUCCACGGCGGCGGCCGGAUGGCCAGCCUGCUCGGCGUGGAGGGAGGACACGCCAUCGCCAGCAGUCUGCCCGUGCUCAGGAGCCUGCACGCGCUCGGGGCGCGUUACCUGACGCUCACGCACAACUGCAACACGCCCUGGUCAGAAUAUUCAGAAGUGCCAUCGUUGGCGCAAAGAGGUCUCACAGAUAUUGGAGAGAGCGUGGUUCGGGAAAUGAACCGACUGGGUAUGGUGGUGGACCUGAGCCACGCCAGCACGCAAACGAUGCGGGAUGUUCUCGCCGUGUCGCGAGCGCCCGCCAUGUUUUCACACUCAUCUGCGCAUGCGCUGUGCAACAUAUCCCGCAACGUGCCCGAUGUUAUUUUGAAACAGCUGGCUCUGCAAGGCGGGAUAGUUAUGAUCAGCUUUUAUAAUCGUUUUCUUACCUGUGGGGAGAAUGCUACCCUUACUGAUGUUGUAGCACAUAUAGACCACAUACGGCGGGUGGCCGGCGUGGACCACAUUGGUCUGGGGGCCGGCUAUGACGGUAUUGAUCUAGUGCCUGACGGGCUGGCGGACCCGUCCACGUACCCCCUGUUGGUGGCUGAACUGUUGUCCCGAUCUGGCUGGUCCGAGACGGACGUCAAGAAGCUGGUUGGUCUCAACAUCCUCAGGGUUCUCAGAAAGGUCGAGGAGAUACGAGAUCAUUUGUCAAUGGAGGAGCCGGUGUCACUGGAGGCGCUUCACCGAAUAGACCAACACUACAUCAACAAUAAUUGUACCUAUGAUUUACGACUUCAGUAAAGACCUGGC